Drosophila eugracilis is the source of this 1694-nucleotide messenger RNA. RefSeq names its product probable cytochrome P450 9h1 (gene Cyp9h1). The record is from RefSeq and is a predicted model, not a curated record. The coding region runs from base 91 to 1665 and encodes 524 amino acids. The transcript has 2 exons. Gene Ontology annotation, molecular function: iron ion binding; monooxygenase activity; heme binding. NCBI's taxonomy places the organism in Eukaryota, Metazoa, Arthropoda, Insecta, Diptera, Drosophilidae.
AGCUUUUUUUGCCAGGGGCAGCUCUGCUCUCUCUCUCUGUGAAAUCAGUUCUUUUCCGGCUCUCGACUUUUGCGGUUCAAUUAGGCGUUGAUGUAUGACAUCAUGGAUCAGUGGAUGAUAGUGCUAGCUUUGUUUAUAGUACUUAUACUUUUGCUCUACAAAUGGUCGGUGGCUAAGUAUGAUGUAUUCAGUGAAAGGGGCGUGGCACAUGAAAAGCCCUGGCCUUUGAUUGGUAAUAUACCCAUCAAGGCUAUGUUGGGUCGUAUUCCCGUACUAAAACAUAUGAUUGAACUGAAUUUAAAGUACUCGGGAUCCCCAGUCUAUGGCAUUUAUGCCCUGAGAGAUCCCAUGUUCUUCGUCCGCGACCCUGAGCUCAUCAAGCUAAUAGGUAUCAAGGAAUUCGAUCAUUUUGUCAAUCAUAAUAGCAUGCACAACAAUAUGCAAGAGUCGAUACUCUCGAAGAGUUUGAUUUCCCUGCGAGAUGGCCGUUGGCGUGAGAUGCGGAAUAUUCUGACACCCGCAUUUACGGGCAGCAAAAUGCGUAUAAUGUACGAGCUGAUCCAGUCCUGCAGCACGGAGGGUGUCAUCCACAUCGGAGAGCUUUUGCAGCAGCAGCUGUCGGAGGAGAACACCAUUGACCUGGAAAUGAAGGAUUACUUUACGAGAUUUGCCAACGAUGUGAUUGCCACGGUGGCCUUCGGUCUCAGCAUCAACUCGUUCAGGCGCAAAGAUAACGAGUUCUUUCGGAUCGGGCAGUCCCUGUCCAAGAUUAGCGCCUGGUCGGUGGUCAAGGCCAUGCUCUACGCCCUCUUUCCACGACUAAUGAAGCUCCUUCGCAUCCAGGUGAUGGACAUGAAAAACAUUGACUACUUCAGCAGUUUGGUCAAUGUAACCAUGAGGUAUCGCCAAGAGCACAAGGUUAUAAGACCAGAUAUGAUCCAUCUACUGAUGGAGGCCAAGCAGCAGAGGCUCAACGAUCUGAAGGAUCAGUCCAAGGAUGCUCAUUACUAUUCAGAAUUCACCAAUGAUGAUUUGUUGGCCCAGUGCCUGCUGUUCUUCUUUGCCGGCUUUGAGAUCAUCUCCUCAUCCCUGUGUUUCCUUACCCAUGAGCUCUGCCUGAACCCCGAAGUGCAGGACAAUUUAUAUAAGGAGAUUCUAUCCGUGCACCAAGAACUAAAUGGAAAACCUUUGACCUAUGAUAAGCUAACCAAGAUGAAGUACUUGGACAUGGUGGUACUAGAGGGCCUGCGGAAGUGGCCACCAGCUAUCUCUACAGAUCGGGAAUGCAGCAAGGAUAUAGAUUUAUACGAUGAAAAUGGCCAAAAGUUGUUUUCAGCCCGAAAAGGUGAUGUCCUGCAGAUACCCAUCUUCUCCCUACACCAUGAUCCCGACAACUAUGAAGAUCCUGAGACCUUUAAUCCAGAACGUUUUGCUGACGAUCAUAAGGACGAGUCCCGUGUCUUUCUGCCCUUCGGAGUGGGACCGCGCAAUUGCAUUGGCAAUCGACUGGCCUUGAUGGAAAUCAAGUCAAUAGUUUACCAACUAGUUUUAAACUUCAAACUAAAGCCAGCUGAGAAGACAAGCCGCAAUUUGCUAGAUGAUAUCAGGGGACAUGGCCUUAAGCCCAAGAAUGGCUUUUGGCUGAAGUUUGAGUCACGUCAAUAAAGUCAUUGCUGCAUCUUAGCCUUAACAAA